Molecule: messenger RNA, 2957 nt
Organism: Chanos chanos (milkfish)
Lineage: Eukaryota; Metazoa; Chordata; Actinopteri; Gonorynchiformes; Chanidae
Gene: actn1
Product: actinin, alpha 1
Exons: 22
Coding region: 170-2914 (914 amino acids)
Molecular function (GO): calcium ion binding; protein binding
Source: RefSeq, a predicted model, not a curated record
GUGAGAGGGGCAGGUCAAGCGAGUCAGCUACAGGCACGGAGUCACUGCUGGGCCGUUAAUUUCAUCCACACUGUCUUUAGUGCGCACGGAGAAUUACUGCGCCGCAAUAUCGCUCUGUCUAGGAGAGGAACUGGGAAUACAACGGCAAUUAGGAAAUAGCGCUAUCACCAUGGAUCAUCACUAUGACGGGGAAGAAAACGACUACAUGCAGCAAGAAGAUGACUGGGACCGUGAUCUCCUGUUGGAUCCAGCGUGGGAGAAGCAACAAAGAAAGACAUUCACAGCGUGGUGUAACUCUCAUCUAAGGAAAGCUGGGACGCAGAUUGAGAACAUUGAGGAGGAUUUCCGGGAUGGCCUUAAACUCAUGCUUCUGCUGGAGGUCAUCUCAGGAGAGCGUUUGGCCAAGCCAGAGAGAGGGAAGAUGAGAGUGCAUAAGAUUUCUAAUGUAAAUAAGGCCCUGGACUUUAUCGCCAGUAAAGGAGUGAAGCUGGUCUCCAUCGGCGCAGAGGAAAUUGUUGACGGGAACGCUAAGAUGACUCUGGGAAUGAUCUGGACAAUUAUCCUUCGUUUUGCCAUCCAAGACAUUUCUGUGGAAGAAACCUCAGCCAAAGAGGGCCUUCUGCUCUGGUGCCAGAGAAAGACUGCGCCCUACAAGAACGUCAACAUUCAGAACUUUCACAUUAGUUGGAAAGAUGGACUGGGGUUCUGCGCACUCAUUCACAGACACCGUCCAGAGCUCAUUGAUUAUGGCAAACUGCGCAAGGACGACCCCAUGACCAAUCUGAACACAGCCUUUGAUGUGGCUGAGAAGUACCUGGAUAUCCCCAAGAUGUUGGACGCUGAGGACAUCGUGGGCACGGCCCGCCCUGACGAGAAAGCCAUCAUGACCUACGUGUCUAGCUUUUACCACGCGUUCUCUGGGGCCCAGAAGGCAGAGACAGCGGCCAAUCGGAUCUGCAAGGUGUUGGCUGUCAAUCAGGAGAACGAACAGCUAAUGGAGGACUACGAGAAGCUGGCCAGUGAUCUGCUGGAGUGGAUCAGACGCACUAUCCCCUGGUUAGAGAACAGGGUUCCUGAGAACACUAUGCAGGCCAUGCAGCAGAAGCUGGAGGACUUCAGGGAUUACCGCAGGCUCCACAAACCACCCAAAGUGCAGGAGAAAUGCCAGCUGGAGAUCAACUUCAACACCCUACAGACCAAACUGCGCCUCAGCAACCGGCCCGCCUUCAUGCCCUCCGAGGGCAAGAUGGUCUCGGACAUUGCGAAUGCAUGGGGGAAUCUGGAGGGAGCAGAGAAGGGGUACGAGGAGUGGCUACUCAAUGAGAUCCGGAGACUCGAAAGGCUUGACCAUCUCGCUGAGAAAUUUCGCCAGAAAGCCGCUAUCCACGAGGCCUGGACCGAAGGUAAGGAGGAAAUGCUGCAGCAGCGAGACUAUGAGAUUGCUUCUCUGUCUGAGAUCAAAGCCCUACUGAAGAAACACGAGGCCUUUGAGAGUGACCUGGCUGCCCACCAAGACCGCGUGGAGCAGAUCGCUGCCAUCGCUCAGGAGCUGAAUGAGCUGGACUAUUAUGACUCUCCUAGUGUGAAUGCUCGAUGUCAGCGGAUCUGUGACCAAUGGGAUGCUUUGGGUGCGCUGACACAGAAACGCAGUGAGGCCUUACAGAGAACUGAGAAGCUUCUGGAAACCAUUGACCAGUUAUACCUAGAGUUUGCCAAAAGAGCUGCCCCAUUCAACAACUGGAUGGAAGGAGCCAUGGAAGACCUGCAAGACACUUUCAUUGUCCACACCAUUGAGGAGAUCCAGGGCCUGAGCACUGCUCACGAGCAGUUUAAAGCCACUCUGCCUGAGGCAGAUAAGGAGAGACAGGCCAUUCUGGGCAUCCACAACGAGAUUACCAAAAUCGUCCAGACUUACCACGUUAACAUGGCUGGCACCAACCCCUACACCACCAUUAACCCACAGGAGAUCAAUACCAAAUGGGAAAAGGUCAGACAACUGGUACCGCAAAGGGAUCAGGCCUUAAUUGAGGAGCACGCCCGUCAGCAGAACAAUGAGCGCCUGCGCAGACAGUUUGCCAACCAGGCCAACGUCAUCGGACCCUGGAUCCAAACUAAGAUGGAGGAGAUUGGCCGCAUCUCCAUUGAGAUGCAUGGGACUCUGGAGGACCAGCUGAACCACCUGCGCCAGUAUGAGAAGAGCAUCGUCAACUACAAGCCAAAGAUCGACCAGCUGGAGGGAGACCAUCAGCUUAUCCAAGAGGCCCUCAUCUUCGACAACAAGCACACCAAUUACACCAUGGAGCACAUCCGUGUGGGUUGGGAACAGCUCCUCACCACCAUUGCUCGCACCAUUAACGAGAUCGAGAACCAAAUCCUGACCAGAGAUGCCAAAGGCAUUAGCCAGGACCAGCUGAACGAGUUCAGAGCCUCCUUCAACCACUUUGACCGGGAUCACUCGGGCAAACUGGGUGCCGAGGAGUUCAAGGCCUGUCUGAUCAGCCUGGGCUUCGAUAUCGCCAACGACUCUCAGAAGAGAACAGGGAUGAUGGAUGCGGAAGAUUUCCGAGCCUGCCUAAUCUCCAUGGGUUAUAAUCUGGGAGAAGCAGAGUUCGCACGCAUCAUGAGCAUCGUUGAUCCCAACCGGAUGGGCGUGGUGACUUUCCAGGCCUUCAUCGACUUCAUGUCUCGUGAGACAGCUGACACGGACACAGCUGACCAGGUCAUGGCCUCCUUCAAAGUGCUGGCCGGGGAUAAGAACUACAUCCUGGCUGACGAGCUUCGUCGAGAGCUGCCCCCCGACCAGGCUGAGUACUGCAUCGCCCGCAUGGCCCCGUACAAAGGGCCUGACGCUGUCCCCGGAGCCCUGGACUACAUGUCCUUCUCCACCGCCCUGUACGGAGAGAGCGACCUCUGAAAACCCUGACCGGCCUGUCCCCGUCGCCACCGCGCCAGCCACC